Molecule: messenger RNA, 560 nt
Organism: Pelobates fuscus (common spadefoot toad)
Lineage: Eukaryota; Metazoa; Chordata; Amphibia; Anura; Pelobatidae
Gene: PYURF
Product: PIGY upstream open reading frame
Exons: 2
Coding region: 104-424 (106 amino acids)
Source: RefSeq, a predicted model, not a curated record
UCCGAUGGGGGAACGUGUUCAAGGUUGCACAGGGAAGAAGGGAAAAGUUAUCGCAGAGGAUUAUGGGAGCUAAGCUGCUGUCCUUGUAGUUAGAGUGCGGAUCAUGCUGAGGAUCCAUGUGUGGCGGACAGUGUGUGCAGCAUUAUCCUCCCGGGGGCCAGCGGGCCGCCUGCGGACACUGCAUGUGAGUGUGAGCCGGCCAUCGCAAGAGCACAGCGCCGCGAUAGACCCGGCAUUACUGGACGUCCUGGUCUGUCCGCUCUCCAGGAAGCCAUUGAGGUAUGAAGAAUCCACUAAUGAGCUAAUUAAUGAUGAGCUGGGUAUCUCCUACCCUAUUGUAGAUGGAAUACCUAAUAUGACUCCUCAGGAUGCAAGAAUGAUUCACAAAGAUCAGAAGCCAAAGGCAACUGACGACACAUCAUAGAUGCAAUUGCAUGAAGCUUUGUCAGACACCAUGAUCCUGUCCCUACCAACUCUGACUGUGCUUGUCCCUUUGCUGUCAUUGGCUGGUUUAUUUUACUCUGCAUCUGUAGAAGAGGAUUUCCCUCAAGGAUGCACAA